UUCUUCCUCAGAAUUUGUUCUCCUGAAGAGAGAAGGAGAGAAAGGAGGGAAAACCCAUGAGUUCAAAGAGAUUCAUGCAGUAAAAAAAACCCUAAGAACAUCUCCGUCUGUUUGGUCAUGUACGGACAAUCUCCGAGAAAAUCCUUUUCAUCUUCUUCUUCUCCUUCCCACUCUGGUUUCAAGCUCUUUCCUGUCUGUUUUAGUUUCUUACGUCGUUUCAAUCUUCCUCCGCCGAUGAUUAAUGGGUCAAUAUCAGUAUACACACUGAACUGUAUAUUCAUCAAGCAACGAAGCAGCUUCAACAACAUAUUUGGGUGUGGAGUGAAGAGUUUCAGUGUCGGGGCUGUGAAGAACUGCAAAAAGGAGGGGUUUCUCAUCGACGAAAAGGGGAAAUUGAGAAGGUUUGAUCGGAAAAAGCUCUCGAGGAAACGAUGUGGAUCUUUAAGGGGAAGAGGAUGGAAAUAUGGAUCUGGGUUUGUUGAUGGGAUCUUCCCUGUUCUAAGCCCCAUUGCUCAGAAGAUUCUGAGUUUCAUCCAGAAAGAGACAGAUCCUGAGAGAGUUUCAGACAUUCUAGGCACACUCCCUUCAACACAUACAUCAUGGGAUGAUCUAAUCAACGUCUCUGUUCAACUCCGACUUAACAAGAAAUGGGAACCAGUCAUUCUGCUUUGUGAAUGGAUUUUAAGGAGGAGCUCUUUCCAACCAGAUGUGAUCAUCUUUAAUCUGCUUAUAGAUGCUUAUGGGCAGAGGCGUGAACACAAAAAGGCGGAGUCUUUGUACGUAGAGCUUAUCGAAUCUCGAUGUGUGCCCACUGAAGAUACGUAUGCUCUUCUCGUAAAGGCUUACUGCACGGUCGGGAUGCUAGAGAAAGCCGAGGUUGUCUUCACAGAGAUGCAGAACCAUCACGUCUCUCCAAGUGCUAUUGUAUACAAUGCGUAUAUCGACGGGCUGACGAAGGGAAGGGGGAACACAGAGAAAGCAAUGGAUGUAUUCCAGAGGAUGAAGAAAGAACGCUGCCAACUAAAUACCGAAACCUACAACCUGAUGAUAAAUUUAUACGGAAAGGCAAGCAAAUCUUACAUGUCGUGGAAGAUGUUCAUAGAGAUGACGAGCAAGAGAGGAUGUAAGCCGAACAUAUGCACUUACACUGCGCUCGUGAAUGCAUUUGCGAGGGAAGGUCUUUGCGAGAAGGCGGAAGAAAUGUUCGAGCAGCUCCAGGAAGCUGGCCUUGAACCCGACGCAUAUGCCUAUAAUGCCCUCAUGGAAGCAUACAGCCGUGCUGGUUAUCCUCACGGUGCUGCGGAAAUAUUUUCGCUCAUGCAGCAUAUGGGAUGUGAACCAGACAGAGCUUCGUACAAUAUCAUGGUGGAUGCAUAUGGCAGAGGAGGGCUUUACGCAGAAGCGGAAUCAGUGUUUGAAGAGAUGAAGCGGUUGGGCAUAAACCCGACGAUGAAAUCUCACAUGCUGAUCCUGUCAGCUUAUUCGAGAGCAGGGAACGUCCCCAAAUGCGAGGAGAUCGUGAGCCGGAUGACGGAAGCCGGGCUAGAACCCGACACGUUCGUACUGAACAGCAUGAUCAAUUUGUACGGACGGCAGGGGCAGUUCGACAAGAUGGAAGAGGUUCUGGCCACAAUGGAGGAGGAGGAUGGCCCGUGUGCGGCAGAUAUAAGCACGUACAACGUACUGAUCAACGUAUACGGAAAAGCCGGGUUCUUGGACAGGAUGGAAGGGCUGUUUCGUGAGGUUAAGGGGAAGACGAACAUGGAACCGGACGUCGUGACGUGGACGUCGAGGAUCGGAGCUUAUUCGAGGAAGAGACUUUACGCGAAAUGUCUCGAGAUAUUCGAAGAGAUGAUCGAUUCCGGGUGCGUGCCGGACGAAGGAACUGCAAAGGUUCUUCUCUCCGCCUGUUCGAACGAAGAGCAAGUUGAACAAGUUACUUCGCUCAUCAGAUCAAUGCACAGGGAAGUGAGUGUCAAAUGAAUGAAUGUAUUUUGGAAUAUUACACUUAAAGUUUGGAUUUUUAUGAUUUGGUCCA
Molecule: messenger RNA, 2038 nt
Organism: Tarenaya hassleriana
Lineage: Eukaryota; Viridiplantae; Streptophyta; Magnoliopsida; Brassicales; Cleomaceae
Product: pentatricopeptide repeat-containing protein At2g35130
Exons: 7
Coding region: 118-1983 (621 amino acids)
Molecular function (GO): protein binding
Source: RefSeq, a predicted model, not a curated record